This is a messenger RNA of Cheilinus undulatus (humphead wrasse), 10527 nucleotides long. It is a transcript of the gene wdfy4, whose product is annotated as WDFY family member 4. Gene Ontology annotation, molecular function: protein binding. The transcript is spliced from 65 exons. The record is from RefSeq and is a predicted model, not a curated record. Bases 462 to 10214 code for a protein of 3250 amino acids. Lineage: Eukaryota; Metazoa; Chordata; Actinopteri; Labriformes; Labridae.
UACAGCUAGGAUAUAUUUGGACAGAAUUGUCAACUCAGUUUUGUUUUGUCGUGGAAGUUUUUACAGUUAUUAGACUCAAAUGUAUUCUUUACUUAAACUAUCAGAUGCAGAAUUAAGUAAUAUAAAGGAAACAACAUCUGGCUAUGCACUCUUUACCGAAAUGGUUGUUCGCCAACGUUUAACUUGACUGUGCACUUCCACGUGCAGUUAGCUUACUAAAUUUACGAGUGGUGGUAAAAACGGAACAAUAUUGGUUCACCCAAAGCUCUGCUUAAGUGCUGAAGUGAAUACCGGUAGUCAUGAUUCGGCUGCUGGGGGCGGACUGCUGCAUCUCUGCAGAGGGGUUAAUAAAACCAAAGCACGCCGCGAAGUGAAGCUGCCUGACAUGGGACAGACCGCUCGCUCAGUUGGGAUAAAGCAGUGCAGUAGAAAGCGUCCUCUUGGAGCCUGGAAACUCCCAGAUGGCUCUAACACAAGGACAGCUCCAGACGACAAAAAAGGAAAGGAUCAAUAAGGAAACCGGCGAACUUAGUGCUUCAGGAGAGUUAUCUGUCUCUGUGGAGUUGAAGGGGGACAAAGUGGAGGGCUCUUGCCUCAACCAUCAACUCCCACAAGUGCUCAGAGAACAGCUGCAGGAGCUGGGGAUUCACACGUGCUCAGGCCCUGACCACAUAGCUGACGAUGUCCCUUUGGAACAGAGAGAGGAGCAUCUAGUCAAGGUCCUCCCUCUUUACAUACAGAUCUGUGAGGAGGGAGGAAGACUUGAAGGUCUGAACAUAAAGGGGCUUGCAGGUCUCACUGCAGACACCGUCAUCCAGAACAUACACAGCAGACUGACAGGAAGGCCUGCUGAGGGAGCUCGUGGAGAGAUAGUGCAAUUCUUCCAGAGGCAGCAGACUCAGGAAGCAAACAGUGAAGUGAAAGACAACCAUGGAUGGCUGCUGUUAAAGUCUCUACUCUUGCUGACAGCUGACAGUUCAGAAAUAUUGUCAUGUAUAAACCCGGGGCUUCCUGCUGCUUUGGUGAAAUGUCUGUACCUGUUCGUGUGUCUUCCCUCUGUAAAGGGGAACCUGGCUGUAGAAGAGACAUUUCAGGAGCCACUAACACAGGUUCUGCUCCAGCUCUGCAGGCAGCCGGUAAACGUGGAGAGUCUGGUGGAAACUCAGGAGCUGCAAUGUCUCAUCAUCGGCCUCACAUCACUAUGGGACCAAACCAGUGCAGUCUGGAGGCACCAGGCCUCCCGAGUCCUCAAGGCGGUCUCUGCUGUAGCAACAAGCAACACUGUCCCAAACUUGUUAGGGAAAAACUGUGUUCGUAUCAGCAUCCAAAACCUCUUGCACAUUGGUCCUGAAGUCGCGGGGCCACUGCUGGCUGAAGUGGCUGUAGCCGUGUUCAGCUUCAUAAGAGACACCUACACCCUUAAUCCAGCCCUCUUCAUUGAGUUUGACACUAACAACGGCUACACGGCCCUGGAUAAUAUCCUGAAACGGUGCGAGAAAGGUGUGUCUGUGGAUCAGUUCCAGCCUGUGGAGGAGCUCCUAGCCCUCAUUGCUUCCUUCACUUUCUUUGGAAAAAGUGAGCUGAGAGUGGCUCUUUGUGUCACCAACCCUCAACCUCCAGGCUUUAAGUUUGACCCGCCACUCACCAAAGGUUCAGCAGUGAAAAACCUGCAGGCUUUCCGCCUGUUGCACUCCUGCCUGCUGCGCUGUGAGGACUCACUGCUUGGCUGCCAACUUCUUCGAACUGUGCAGACAAUAUGGGAGAGGGACCCUUCUAAUUUCUUCCUUCUGGAGUGGACGGUUCAGUCGAUGGCUCAGCUGGCUUCCUGUGUGUGGCGUAAACCAGCACCUGUCAAAAAAAUGUUUUUUUCCCUUCUGGAGAUGGUGGUAUUUAAGUUGAACUACAUCCCCCAUGAGACCUUGCGGGCUUUGUUGGUCGUGCUGAAGCAGAGCUGGGCUGGGACUCUGGUUGGAGGGCUGUUAGAGAUAGAGUUUGGAGUUGCAGCUCUCACAUGUUUUCACCGGUUGAUGGUGCACAGUGGUAUGCUAGCUGAGGUGCUCAGCGACCGGGGCCUCCUGGAGCUGCUGCUCAGUGAACUUCGAAGGAGAGCCAAAAUCAUCAGGAAGGCUGGAGGAGUUUCUUCUCCACAAAUAAAACCCCAGCGACUGCCCUCUAUUGAGGACACUGAUAAACAGCUCACAGCCUGUAUGCUUCAAGUUGUGUCAACGCUUACUUUGCGUUCAAUCAAAAACACAGUCUCAGUGCGAGACCUUGGUAUGGUCCCCUACAUUAAGAUCUUCCUGGAUGAGGAUCAGUUCCGAGGACCCACUCUGAGCAUUUUGGAGCAGCUAGCUGAGAUCAACCCAGAGGAGUUCAUGAGUACAGCCAUAGGAGCGCUCUGCUCAUCCACACAACAGGAACUUGGGUUGAAGCAGGACCUUUUGCAGUCCGUGUUGAAGGUGCUGGAGAGCCCAAACAGCUGGGAUGCCUUCAGGAGAGCGGGAGGUUUCACUGGACUUCUGUCUCUGGUGAUUGACAUGGAGGGAGCUCUGUCUGACCCUCCUCAAGGAGAAGUAUGGAAGUCCCUGGGACAUCAGCCACUGCUAGAUCUCCUCCUCCUCACUCUCCACAUCCUGGCUUUGGCUGUGCAUCUUCACACAGUAAAUGCACACCAUUUUGAGACUGAUGGCUUUUAUGAAAGGCUGGCUGAGGCUCUGCUCCAGCUGGGCUGCUUUCACAUUGAAAAUCCUGAGAAAGAAAAGUUUGAGGAAGAGGAGAAGACCACAGAGGAAAACCAGUCUCCUGUGAAGAGCUUCUAUGAGUUUGUUGAGUUAGCAGAGACCCCUGAAGCUGCUUCCUCUCCCUCCACAUCUCAGCCCAGUCUGCCUCUCACUCUGCGUACAUGUGUGAGGCUGCUGUCAUAUCUCGACCAGUUUGCCACAGGGACCUACUCUCCGCGAGAGUUAUACUUGGGACUACAAACUCAAGACGAAUAUGAUGGAGAUAAAGACAGACUAAAUGGAUCAGCAGGACAUGAAUCAGUGUAUUCAGCAUCCUCUUCUCUGCACUCAAGAUCAGGUCCACAGAAUUUUGAGGACAUGCAGGGGAGAUCCAGAAACCCAGCACCCAGUAUUUCCACAGUGUGCACAGAGAUGCAGUACAGGUUAACAUGCAAUCAUACUAUACUUCAUCCAGGAGCAAUCCGAGUUAUUAUGACUGUCCUGCCAUCAGUGUUUACACCUGAGGACCCACAGCUUUCUGUGGACGUCCAAUUCUCAUUGGCGCACCACAUCCAGGAAAUGGUCAAAUCUGAGCAAAACCGCCAGAUAAUGUGCGAAGGAGGUCUGGUGUCCACACUCCUGACCCACUGUCCGAGCAUGUUACUGAAUCCAAACCACCCGCUACACCUGCCUGUUACACGUGUUUUUGAGAAGCUCUCAUCCCAGGCUAUCUCACACUCAAACUUUAGAAAGUUCUUGUGUCUCGGGGACCCCCUCAUGUGCUCAGCAGACAAAUCAGUCAUGCAAAUGCAGCAAGAAUGCCAACAGUCUGUCAAAGCUCCUGAUGCAAAUGGCACCAGUACAGAGGCGGAUACAUCUUCAGAAUCUCCAGUAAAGACACUGAAGCGGACCUUCAGCUUGUUACAAUCUUCAUCUCGCUGUGAAUCCUCUGCAGUCCCUGCCCACCAGAUCAUCAGCCUGGUGUCAAUGACAUCUCCACGCACUUUUAGACCUCACAGAGUCUCCUCCUCACCUGCCUUUGUAGAGUUUGACAUGAGUGAAAGUGGUUAUGGCUGCCUCUUCUUGCCGUCUCUGGCCACAGUGAAAGGAGUCACAGCAGAUUCAAUCUCAACAGGUGGAAUUGGAGGAGACUGUCGGGGUUUCCCUCCUGCAGCCGGUCUCUCGUUUUCCUGCUGGUUUCAGAUCAACAGGUUCAGUUCAGCCUGCGACUCACACCCAAUCCGUCUCCUGUCUGUGGUCCGUCACAUGUCCCGGACAGAACAGCAGUACGUGUGUCUAUCCAUCUCCUUCUCAGCCUAUGAUGGCUGUCUGGUCAUUUCCACAGAGGAGGAGACAUUUACAUACCUGGAUAUGAUGGAGCCAGAAGUUUCCACUCCAACGUCUCUUCCUACGUCUCUGAGGUUUCGCUGUUCCAGCAUGCUGAUCCCAGGUCAGUGGCACCAUCUGACUGUGGUUUUGGCCAAGGAGGUAAAGAAGAACUGUCUGGUUACAGCCUACUUCAACAGCAAGGCAGUGGGAACAAGAAAGAUGAGGUAUAUUCAGCCAUUCCCUGGUCAGUACGUCUCCAUGGACCCCACAGCAGUGAUCGACGUGUACGGACUGAUAGGAACUCCAGCUCUCUGGAAGGAACAUGCAGCUUUGGUGUGGAGAAUGGGCCCUUCUUACUUGUUUGAAGAGGCUCUCAGUGCCAAUUCUGUCCGUAUCAUUUUCUCACAAGGCACCACCUACCUGGGAAACUUCCUGGGUCUGCGCAACACAGGUCAUGAUCCUGAUGCAGAGUCUCUCCCUCUCAGGCUGGUUCCUGAGGAGAGAAUUUCAUUUGGCAUCAACCCAGCAGUUUCUACACUAACAACAGUCGCACAGAUCAGGGAGGAUUAUAAUGAAGUGGACUGCAGGCUCAUUGCUAAAGAGAUGGGUAUAACGUCUCGGGAUCAAUCAACACCUGUAUUUCUCGCCCGAAACAUCAGCCAGCACCUCAGUGGUACGGCCCGCACAAUCGGAGCAGCUUUGGUUGGACAUUUUGGCGUGCGUACAUUCAGUCCAAGCAGUGCAUCCAAUGGUUUCCUCUAUGUUGGUGGGCCUGCAGUGAUUCUUAGCCUGGUUGCAAUGGCGCCAAAUGACAGUGCUCUGUAUGCAGCUGUUAAAGUUCUGACUUCUGUGCUGGAGACCAACCCUGCCAUGCAACAGGAAAUGAACCGCAUUAGUGGAUACAAGCUGCUAGCUUUCCUGCUGAAGAUGAAGAGCAGUCUGAUCAGCCACAGAACCUUUCAGCUGGUUUUGUAUCUGUCGAGCUCAGUGGAGUUGAGUUCUGGUUCGGGAUGUCUGCAGAGUACACCUGCUUUCCAGGCCCUGCUGUGUGACCUGGAGGUGUGGCAGAAGACCUCAGAUAGUCUGGACAUUUCAGUUCUGAACCACUUUGCUGAAACCCUCAAAUCCUCAAGUGACAGCACAAAUGCAGCAGUCCUUCACAGUGGUGGUAUCAUGUUAAAGCUUCUAUUCAAGCUUUCUGAUCCCACUGUGACCGUUCAGAUGGUUAACAUCAUUUCAAGUGUCAUUACAUCCCUGUUGAAAGCUCACUUCACUCCAUUGGACAUAAAUAGGCUUGGGCUUUUCCUUGUCUACACACUACCGCCUCUUUGUAACAUUUCAAAGGGUGAUGAAAUAUCUGAAAGUGAUCUUUCCCUGGAUGCUACAGCUCACACAUCUAAUCCUGCUGGCCUUGUCUGGAUCCGAAACCAGAUGUUACUCUCUCUUUGUGAAAUCCUCAGCUCUGACAGCCUAACUGAAGAUCAAAAGGAGGACUUGUUUAAUACUCUGGGAAGUGAUUGGUUCCUGCUCUUCCUUCAGCCGCACCUUCACCCGUCCACUCUGAAACUGGGUUUCGUCCUUCUCACAAACUUCCUGUGGAAUCCCAGUCAGCAGAGCAGCUUCAGAGAGGGGAUCCUCCCUGCGACACUCAUAGAGGGCAUGGAGGAGCCCUCUGCUGUCAUGGACAACCUGCAAGCCCACUCCUGGUCUCAUGAGUGCUCGACUACCUCGUGUCCUGGUUUCGAUGUUCUUCAGGGGCUGCUGAUCAAACACUCUCACCUGCCUCAGGUGUAUGAAGCUCUGGCUGCUCUGCUGCUUGAGAGGAAAGUCAGUCACACUGCAGAAAGUAAUGUGCCUUUGGAUGAUGCUCUGCAGUCCCUGAUCGAAGCCCAAGCAGACAAUCCAGCUCAGCAGCUCUGUGUUGAAGCUGCAAUGAUCCUGCUUGAAUUAGUCAAAGUCAUUGUCACACAGUCUGUUCCUACUACAAAUGACACUUCAGGCACUGAUGCAUCAUGGGAGUUGAAGCUCCCAGCUAGUGUGAUGCAGUUCCUUUGUCUGCUCCACAGCCUUCGUCCAAAGGACCCGCUGUGGGCUUCACCAGAGUUCCUCCAUACACUCGCAGGAGUUGUAUAUCCUGCGGAUGUGUCAAAGGGUGAGGCUAAUCAUCAAGGAAUAAGUGAAGUUGAGGACUCAUUCAGGAGUCAUUCAAACAGAAAGCCGGUGUGUGACUUCAUCCGUAUUCUGCUGAUGGACAGUCUUCUCAAUGUGUCUGCUAACAGCAACACCCAUCCUCUGCUUGUGCUGCUGGAGUUUUCACCUGAUGGUGCAUCGGUGGAGCAGAGGCAGAGUUUCCAGACCGAGCUGCUGGAAUUUAUCAUGGACAUCAUUCUCAUGCUCAGCAAUGAGGGAGAAAACAACACUCACCUCAACUCACAUGACUUCAACAGUCAGACGCCCGAGGGACAGAUGAGCAUGUUGAUGGAGAACAUGGUGCUCUUUAGUAAGACUCUGCUGCAGAAACUUUACAGCGGCAUUUAUGUGGCUGACCCAGAGAAUUUGCUCAACUUCCUGGCAGAUCAGAUUGUGGUGGCUCUGGAGAAAGGCCAAAGUCAGAAGGAGAAGACAGUGUCAGCCCUCUACUCGUGCACAAAUAAAGUCCUGCUUCAUUUCUUGUCACAAUCGCGACAAUCACAUGAAGAAAAGGAAGGGGUCAUCAGGGCGCUGCAGACCUUCAUGGAACGCUGGGAUGUUGUCAUGGCAACCUACAAUUCAAAUGUGAACUUCAUCACAUGCCUUCUUCAUUGUCUGAUUCUGAUACGAUCUGGCAGUUACCCUGAGGGUUUUGGAGUGGUGGUAGAAAAGGUCCACAGCAGGAAAACUUCCUCCCACCUGUUUGGUAUCAAACCCAAACUUUCUGCUCGCCUCAGCAACGGAGCAGACGUUACCACAGGUAUGAGCGCUGAUGACAGAGAGCUAGUAUCCUUAGCAGAGGCCUGCUGGUCAAAGAUCAUGACAGAGAGGCAACACACACUGGAGGAAACCUACAAGAUAGAGAUCUCAGUGAGCCACACAGUGAAGACAGGUCCUGUCAACAUGACUGACAUCAGCCCUCUGUGGGAGGAGACGGCACACAAAGCCUGGCUGCUGUACACAGAGUCUCAGAAGAAGAGGAUGGCGAGCGGUUCCCAGACAAAGUUUGAUGUGAUCAGUAGUGCUGUUCGCUUUGCUAUGGGAAGACAAAACAAAGACUCAGUAACAGCAGAGGAGUUUUUGUCCCUCAUGGAGUCACAUCGACAAAGAGGCCACAGCAUGUUUGAGAGCAUGCGAACAAACCACUUACAGUUACAAGCAAGUGAGUGGGAGCGAGUGAGCUCAAAGUGGCUGCAUGUAGAAGCCGAACUACUGAGGGAGAGAGCUAUAUUCGGACCAGGCCCAGGAGUGCUGCUGAGCCGAGACUGGGUGCAAGAUGCAGCAGAGGGACCCAACCGGACUAGAUCACGCAUCCGCAGAAAAGCUCUGAGGCGGUCGAAACGGGUGCUUGGAUCGCUGUGUCUGAGCCUAAGGACUGGCAUGCCUGAGGACAACAGCAUAACAGAGGCUGAUACAGAGCCAAAAAUCUUGUGUGAAGUUGGAGCAGAGGCUAAAGAGGAUGAAGACGAGGGAGGACUGGAUUGUGACCGUCUGACCUUCUUCCCUGUUCUGAGUGAGACUCCUGCUGUCACAGAGAGUCAACCUGAAUCAUCAACACCCGAGUCGUGCUCUCAAACAUCAGACUGCCCCGGCAUACGCGCCAUCCUGCAGGAGCUGGAUCCCGGAGAGGAGGUAAAGGCUAAGAUGUGUGUGGUGAUGGUGAGCGGUCUCAGAGUGACUGAGGGGGUGCUGCUGUUCGGGAAGGAGAGCCUGCUGCUGUGUGAGGGGUUCACUCUCAGUUCUGCUGGAGAUGUUUGUUGUAGAGAUCACCACCCCAGCAGUGUGAGGGAUUCCUAUAUUUCCAGCAUGCUGAACAAAGAGAAGCCAUCAGUCCAGUGCAGACACUUGCCCUAUGAGAACAUCAAGGAGGCCCGCUUCAUGCGUUUCCUUUUAGAGGAUAAUGCUAUUGAGGUAUUCAUGAAAAAUGGACAUUCAACCUUCCUGGUGUUUGUGAAUCGAGACCAUGUUUCUGCAUAUAAAAGAUUUUGCAUGGUGGUACCUGCACUGAAAGGUAGAGGGGUUGCUGAGGUCAUUGCAAAUGCCAGGAAAACUCCAGUGGUUGAAAAGACAGCUCUGGUUAAAUGGCAGAGAGGAGAAAUAAGUAACUUUGAGUACUUGAUGCAUCUGAACACCAUUGCUGGGAGGACAUACAACGACCUGAUGCAGUACCCAGUCUUCCCCUGGGUGUUAGCGGACUACCAAUCAGAGACACUUGAUCUGUCAAAUCCUGCAACUUUCCGUGACCUCGCUAAGCCAAUGGGAGCUCAGACGGAGAAAAGGAAACAACUGUUCAUUGAGAGAUAUGAAGAAGUAGAGAACACUGAGAGUGAAGAUUUGUCAGCUCCCUGUCACUACUGUACCCACUACUCAUCAGCCAUCAUUGUAGCCUCCUUCCUGGUCAGGAUGGAGCCUUUUUCACACACCUUCCAGACUCUGCAGGGAGGGUUUGAUAUCCCAGAGCGGAUGUUUUACAGUAUGAAAAAGGAGUGGGAGUCAGCCUCCGGAGACAACAUGAGCGACGUCCGAGAGCUGAUCCCAGAGUUCUUUUACUUGCCGGAUUUCCUGCUCAACUCCAACCACAUCCAGCUGGGCUGCAUGGAGGAUGGUACCACUCUGGGAGAUGUGGAGCUUCCUCCGUGGGCUAAAGGUGACCCCCAGGAGUUCAUUAGAGUCCAUCGAGAGGCUUUGGAGAGUGACUACGUGAGCUCCCAUCUCCACCUGUGGAUCGACUUGAUUUUCGGGUACCGGCAACAAGGUCCCGCUGCUGUGGAGAGUGUGAACACGUAUCAUCCUUAUUUCUACGCUCAGAGUGGCAGGAAGGAUGUUAAAGAUCCAGUCAUCAAGAGCACUAUCUUAGGAUAUGUCAGCAACUUUGGCCAGGUUCCCAAACAGCUCUUCAUGAAGCCACAUCCACCUCGCAGUGGCUCUAAGAAAGACGGGUCAUCACCACAACAUCCAACUCCAUUUUUCUUCAAACUGGACAAAAUCAGGACUACGGCACAGCCAUACAAAGAGCUGCAGAGAGGCCCUGUAGGUCAGAUUCUGUGUCUGGAAAAAGAGGUUGUGGUCCUGGAGAGAAACCGCCUCGUCCUGUCAUCCCAAUCAGGCUGCUUCUUCAGCUGGGGCUUCCCUGACAACAGCUGUGCCUUUGGACACUAUUCACCAGAAAAGACCUUUGCUGUGUGUGAGAGUUUGUGUGACUGGGGGGAAACACUGUGCGCUGCUUGCCCCAACCCAUCGACCAUCGUCACUGCAGGAACCAGCGGUGUGGUCUGUGUGUGGGACGUUUUAGUCAACAAGGACAGACUCACUCAGAUGAAGCUCCGACAGCCGUUAUACGGUCACACGGAUUCAGUGACGUGCCUGGCUGUGUCUGAAGUCCACAGUUUGUUAGUCAGCGGCUCACAGGACCUCACCUGCAUCCUGUGGGAUAUGGAGGAACUGAGCUACGUCACCCAGCUAACAGGACACACAAGCAGUGUCUCUGCACUGGCUAUCAAUGAACUCACUGGUGAGAUUGCGUCAUGUGCAGGACCUGUGCUCUACCUGUGGACCAUGAAAGGUCAACUGUUGGCCUGUACUGACACUUCCUGCGGGCCUCGACCAGACAUCCUGUGUGUCAGCUUCACACAGCGGCAAGAGUGGGAUGCCAGGAAUGUCAUCGUCGCCGGCUGUGCAGACGGCAUCAUACGGAUAUGGAAGACGGAGUACACAAGAACACAAUUACCUGGCCCUCCAGAAGUGCCUGUGUCCCCAGGGCAAGAGCAAGCAGAGAGAGACGUGAGCAGCUCGGGCCACGUUAAAGGCUGGGAGAGACAUCUGGUGCUGUUUCAAGAGCUGAACAGAAGUCAGGCUGGGGCACAGCGGCGUUACAAGAAUAAUCCAGCCAUCACAGCCCUGGCAAUGUCAAGGAGCCAUGCCACACUGUUGGCGGGCGAUGCCUGGGGCCGGGUUUUCAACUGGACCUGUGAGUGAGAGGUGGCAGACAUUGAGCACACCUAUGCCCCCGAUCUCUGUCUAUUCACUGGCUUAAUCCUCCCACAGAGACUGACAGGAAAUCCAUCAGUGCCUCAGGUCUGAUCCCAGCUGAGCACUGAGACCUGCUGUGUGUGUCACUUCAGGUCUGUGUGCAGCCAGUCCGACAGAAGUGUGUUACAAUAAGUCGGUACAGUCAAUUCUCAGAUGGUAGAGAAUAUUUUACCUCUGACAGAAAUAUUUAAUUCUGUAUUUUUCUUUGUAAAUAAUGAAUGAAAACAUGAAUAAAACAACUGACAGCCUUUUUCCUAAA